Myotis davidii is the source of this 1672-nucleotide messenger RNA. RefSeq names its product unc-93 homolog B1 (C. elegans) (gene UNC93B1). Bases 1 to 1569 code for a protein of 522 amino acids. The record is from RefSeq and is a predicted model, not a curated record. The transcript has 9 exons. Gene Ontology annotation, cellular component: endosome; lysosome. Gene Ontology annotation, biological process: toll-like receptor 7 signaling pathway; toll-like receptor 3 signaling pathway; intracellular protein transport. Lineage: Eukaryota; Metazoa; Chordata; Mammalia; Chiroptera; Vespertilionidae. Gene Ontology annotation, molecular function: Toll-like receptor binding.
AUGGAUGACGGCCAGUCUGACAGGCGCUGCCCCCAGCCAGGCCGCCCCUGCAGCCCCCUGUCUCUAGGUCUCCUGCAGAUGCAGCUGAUCCUGCACUACGACGAGACCUACCGAGAGGUGAAGUAUGGCAACAUGGGGCUGCCCGACAUCGACAGCAAGAUGCUCAUCGGCAUCAACGUGACGCCCAUCGCGGCCCUCCUCUACACACCUGUGCUCAUCAGGUUUUUUGGCACCAAGUGGAUGAUGUUUCUGGGCGUGGGCAUCUAUGCCCUCUUUGUCUCCACCAACUACUGGGAACGCUACUACACACUUGUGCCCUCAGCCGUGGCCCUGGGCAUGGCCAUCGUGCCUCUUUGGGCCUCCAUGGGCAACUACAUCACCAGGAUGGCCCAGAAGUACUACGAGUACUCCCACUACAAGGAGCGGGAUGAGCAGGGCCCGCAGCAGCGCCCGCCGCGGGGCUCCCACGCGCCCUAUCUCCUAGUCUUCCAAACCAUCUUCUAUAGCUUCUUCCAUCUGAGCUUCGCCUGCGCCCAACUGCCCAUGAUCUACUUCCUGAAUCACUACCUGUAUGACCUGAACCACACUCUGAGCAGUGUGCACAGCUGCGGUACCAACAGCCAGGGUAUCCUCAGCGGCUUCAACAAGACGGUCCUCAAGUCGCUGCCGCGGAGCCGAAACCUCAUUGUGGUGGAGAGCGUGCUCAUGGCCGUGGCCUUCGUGGCCAUGCUGCUGGUGCGGCCCACGGAGGAGAUCGACCUGCGCAGCGUGGGCUGGGGCAACAUCUUCCAGCUGCCCUUCAAGCACGUGCGCGACUUCCGCUUGCGCCACCUCGUGCCCUUCUUCAUCUACAGCGGCUUCGAGGUGCUCUUUGCUUGCACGGGCCUCGCGCUGGGCUAUGGCGUGUGCUCCGUGGGGCUGGAACGCCUGGCCUAUCUCCUCGUGGCUUAUGGCCUGGGCGCCUCCGCCUCCUCACUCCUGGGCCUGCUGGGGCUGUGGCUGCCGCGUCAGGUGCCUCUGCUGUCCGGGGCCGGGCUGCACCUGCUGCUCACCAUCAGCCUCUUUUUCUGGGCCCCCACACCGCGGGUCCUGCGACACAUCUGGAUCCUCUAUGUAGCAGCCAUCCUCUGGGGUGUGGGCAGUGGCCUCAACAAGACCGGGCUCUCCACACUGCUGGGCAUCCUGUACGAGGACAAAGAGAGGCAAGACUUCAUCUUCACCAUCUACCACUGGUGGCAGGCAGUGGCCAUCUUCGUUGUGUACCUGGGCGCCAGCCUGCCCAUGAAGGUGAGGCUGAGUGGGCUGGGGGAGGGCCUCUGGGGCAUUCGGCACCCACCAUCCCCCAGCUCAGGCAACAUCCCGUCCGAGUGCCCGCCCUGGCCUCGUAGCCCCGGAAGGGCACCACUCACCAAGGGUUGGCCCCAAACCCAGACUUCACGUGCUGCCUCACCUCCUGAGGGCCUCAGUUUACCCCUGGCAGAGGGGUUCACAGUUUGCUCUUUGCCUGUGGGGCAUCCCAGCCGCCUUGUGUGUCGCUGGGUAACCUGCUCACCAGGUGUCGGGCUCUGAGAGGGAUGCUGAAGGUGCGUCUCCCUUUCUGGCCAUGGGAGCAGGGUCCUCAUGCUCUGCUCCCACUCAGCGGGUGGGUCGGUUUAGCAGGUCCUUCCUGACC